Messenger RNA from Dichomitus squalens LYAD-421 SS1, 504 nucleotides. RefSeq lists its product as uncharacterized. The transcript is spliced from 2 exons. NCBI's taxonomy places the organism in Eukaryota, Fungi, Basidiomycota, Agaricomycetes, Polyporales, Polyporaceae. The record is from RefSeq and is a predicted model, not a curated record. The coding region runs from base 1 to 504 and encodes 167 amino acids.
AUGGAGCUUGACCCCGCCUGGGGCCUCGAGGAGUCGCCCUACAUCACUCGAAAACUCCCGAGCGUUGUCAAGUCUGUGGGUGAGGUCUCCCUUGACCAAUACCGUGUCCAGUCCAUCAAGGAUCUUGCGGGCCGCGCUGUGCAGGCGGAUGAUGUGGAGGAGUUCUUCAACUUGCAUCUCCCGUGUCCGGGUUUCCGGAAGCAAAAGCGUGGUGCGAAGGCUUUCAAGUGCCCAAAGAACAACCCCUUUGCAGCUCUUGAGGAUGCGGACAAGAUGUCGGAGGUGAAGGUGGUUCGACUACUUAACCAGGCCAUCGUCCAGCACAAGCUCGUACCUGGUUUAGUGCUGUCGCGGUGCGAGAAUCGACCGGACUUGAAGAAGAAGUCACGAAAGAAGAGCAAGAAGGAUGACGAGUCGAAGCCGAAGGUCGAUAUCUUGCGCCAGAAGAUCGAUGCCGCAUUCUUUCGCGAGUUCUGCGCACCCAAGGACUGUCGCGGCGACUAG